Messenger RNA from Notechis scutatus (mainland tiger snake), 1188 nucleotides. It is a transcript of the gene FAM187B, whose product is annotated as family with sequence similarity 187 member B. The record is from RefSeq and is a predicted model, not a curated record. Lineage: Eukaryota; Metazoa; Chordata; Lepidosauria; Squamata; Elapidae.
AUGUCCUGUUGGGCACCCUUAUUGGCUUUGGUUCUGGGUCUAUCCUUAACCAUCUCUGAAGGUAUCCAUUAUGAAGGCCACUCUCUGGGCCGGCCAUGUCUCCCUGGCCAGCCUUGCGUGUUAGCAUUUAUCGCCGAUAACCCUGUGAUCCUGCGUUGCCCGCACUCUUCCUACAGAGGUUCCAUCACUUGGCAAUACCUCGACCCAUCUUGGACCGAUGAGCAACCCCUCACCUUCUUACAGUCAGGCGGGACUUCCUGGCCCCUGUUUAGCCAUGACAAGUUGCAGAGACUACGUUUCAAAUCCCGACUGAUCGCCAGCAACCUUUAUAUCCCAAGUCCCCGCAUAGAAGAUUCUGGUUUGUACACCUGCCGUGCAGGAGAUGCCAUCUUUGGCUAUUAUGAGGUUGACUUCCAGGACGCCGGGCAUCUCCAUGUAUCCCAUGUAGGCCUGGGAGAGACCCCCUUGGGCAACGCUACGGUGCAGCUCGGCAAGGGAGCCCAGGCCACCCUGUUCACCUCCUGGAGCCCUUGGCAGCCUUGCGAUCGCUGUGGCCGCCCCGGGGAACGUAAGCGAGUGGGGUUUUGCUAUGCCCAGCUGACUACGAUGGACUCUGAGGAGGAAAUGCCAUUUCCUUGUGGGAUGGCUAGGCAGAAGUAUUUGAUGUUGCCACAACGGGUACCAGAGCUGAGAAUAGAAAACUGUCAAAUGCCCUGUGACAGAUAUGCUAGCCAAGAGGAGCCCAACUGGGUACCAUUCCUGGUCUUUACCAACUACCACCCUCAAGAAAAAGCCACUGCUCACCUUCGCUGCCCAGCAUCUUCCAUCUACAGCCCCGUCUACUGGCAGGUAGGUCUCACAACGUUGACACACCUUCAACUUCUCCAGAAGAACUCCAGCUUCUCCAGAAAUACCCAAAGCCUGGACAAAGCCACUGGUGGUGGGAUCCUACACCUUUCCUUCCAGAACGAUUCACACAGCAUUUUCUACCAGUGUUUCGUGAAUGGACAUUUAGCGGGCAAGUUUUUAGUUACCUCUCCUAAUGCAGUGAACCCACCAGGGGAGCUGGCUCACACAUACUCCAUCAUUGAGGCCUUGGUGGUGGGCCUCUCCAUAUUCCUGGUGUUCCUGAUGUUUCUCAGCAUAAUCGAGUCCUGCAGGAGGAAACCAGAAACAACAGUGGUCUAG